Molecule: messenger RNA, 3027 nt
Organism: Diabrotica balteata
Lineage: Eukaryota; Metazoa; Arthropoda; Insecta; Coleoptera; Chrysomelidae
Source: the annotation of a GenBank genome assembly
GACCGACAACUGUCAAAUAUGUCAAAAUAAACAAACCCCGGUCCACUAACCUCAAAAUUAAAAAAUGUCAAGAAUUUAGGUUUAUAUCUUUAAUUAUUAUGGCUUCUCACGGAAAAGCGGAAACUGAAAAACUAAAGCAAAAUUUGGAGAAUCAGUUGGACAGAUUAGUGGAACAGCUGCAGGAUUUGGAGAAUUGCAAAAAUGAACUGGAUAAAGAGGAAUACGAAGAAACAAAAAAUGACACUAUGGAUCAACUUAAGGAGCUUAAUGAUAGUUUAAGUAAAUUAGUAAAAGGGGAUAUUUCUCUAAUUAGUGCACUAAGUGCUGUUCAACUGGCUACACAAGCCGCCAUAUCAAAGGCCUUUAAGACACCAGAAGUCAUAAGACUUUUUGGCAAAAAAGAACCUCAACAGUUGCGAGAAAGGUUGUGUAUAAUCGACGAAGAAGUGAAGCUAAAUAGGCUCAGUUUAGAAGCUAGAGACACUCAGAAGGCUGAAAUUUUAACUGCAUUAAGACAAUUAAACGAACAAUUAACCACAGAGGAACUAAGAUUUUUGGAACAACAUAACCACAUUGCCAAAGCAUUUUUAGAUUUUAACUUUAUAGAAGUGCCGGAUGACGAAUAAACAGAUUUGAUGUUUAAAUAUUUUCUUUUAUACGUAACCAAAUAUAUAAGCCAUUGGGUAGAAUAGGAAGUAAAUAUGAAAAGUGAAUUUUUAAUCAUAAAUAAGAAACUGUAUGGUGGUACACCAUGGACGUAUUGGUACACUGAUAUAAUUAUUAGUCAUCUGGUAAAAUUUAUUUUUUGGUUUAAAAAGGUUGUGGCAUAUUUCGAAAUUAGCACUAUUCGACUUAACAACACGCUCCCCUCCGUGCUUGAACACUCCGACACCACUUUGGAAGUGAUCACAUAUGAUUUCGAUGUUUUGAUAGCUGCUUGACUAUCUAACAUUAUACUAAUCUCUUGAUCCCGAUAUUGUUUGUUGUAUAUGUUAACUGAGCACAUCUUAAAAUAGCGUAAACUUCUGCUUGAAUGAUGCUUGAUAGUUUAUCCAGCCUUUCUGCUUGUUUCGUUCUAGACCCGAGACACCAUUUUCGUCAUAAUCAAGCAUGUCUAUUUUCUUUUUGUUAAGUUACAGCAAUUUGCAAGUACAUGUUAGCCUUAUGUAUUCUAAUUCUAGCGAUAGUUACUCCGUGAAAACUAUGACUUUUUGCAGAUGACAAUUUCUUUUGUUGGAUCAUCAGUAUCAAUAACGCCUAUUUUGUAAUAAAAGGAGCAGCAUAUUCAUAAUUUGGAAUAGUACUGUCGAAAUAUGUAUUCAUAUGCUAUAUAUGUGUAGCAUAUAUGUUUACUAGGAUAGACAUGUUCAAAAUAUGUACAACCAAAUGACUAUAAAUAUUCUGAAUCGCUGAAACUAGUCUCUGACACAAUAAAAUCCAGAACAUUUUUUUCUCUCCAUAGCCACUUAUACCAUAUGAAUAAAUCUUGAGGUUAAAUAAAGAAAUACCAAGAAACGAUAUACUGCAAUCUACACCAACUAGGAAAGUAGAAAUAGUGAUUAAUAAUGGUUUUAAACCAUUUCCUCUUUUAUUUUAUGUUCUUUUUUGGCUGCCUGGUACAUUUAAGUGGAACGUCACUGAUUAUUAACUGAGAACGAUCUAUUAGGAAGUACGAAAGUACUUGAAAGUGCAAAAACAAUAUUUUUCAAUGGCAAAAGUUGGUUUUGCGAAACUCUCUUAUAGUCGUUUCACUGAGCUUGAGAAUAUUCUGACAGAGUCAUUGUCGGAAACAUAAGAUAAAAAUUCUUACCACUCAUUAUUAAUACCUGAAAUAAACAUUACUGCUUACUUGUUUAAUUGAAAAAAGAAUAUUUAUGAAUAAUGGAAGUGAAUAUUCGUUCGUUAUAAAUAUACUAAUCUAUAAACGACUACAAAUUUCAAAAAUAAACAUUUAAAUCUUUGUUUUGAUUGAUGAUUUUUUUUAUUGAUAAACUGCAAAAAAAAUGCAUGUGAAUCCUGUUUUAAAUUUCAAUGAAUAUUCGCUAUGAGCACGUGUGCUUGGUUGUAUAGUAACUUUCAGCCACUUCCAAAUUAAUUAUAAAUUUACUAGAAUCGGAUUCACGAGAAGAAAUCAGUGCUGUCCUUAUUUUGCAGCGACUGGAGUUGUCUACAUUAGCCAAUUUAUUCCAGUUUUUAGGUACUGAAAACUUGCCUCUUACCCUCUCACGUCUGCUACAUAACGCACAUAUUGUUCGCUAUGUACCAAGUGGUUCACAUUGUGUCUUGGAGACAUGAGAGUAGGAUUUAGUAGCAAAGCUGAGUUGUAUUCCUAGAACUCCCAAGCAAUUUGUUGCGAUCCAGUGAGCAUUUCUCAAAGUUUUAUUACAAUCGGGAUAUUGACAACUCCUUUUGCCUCCAAGAUCCUUUUCCAGAAUUUAACCACUAUGAUAUUUUCCUUUCAGUUGUUCUCUUCACCAUCAUGGAACCUUACAUAUACAAGAGUUAUCUUAAAGCAUUUGCAUGUUAUAUAAGCUCAACAAACAAAUUCCUAAAAUAUUACUUCUAGAGCUAUUAAUUUAUAACUUUUCAACUAAUAUUUAAACACCGCAAUGGUUUACUUUACCUUCUUCUAACAACACUUUAUCUGCUGCCUUAAAAAGUUUUCUUGUUCAACCUCAGAUUUCAGAGUCUGGAUGAAGAUUUUUGUUUGAUACGAGUAUAGCUAUUCUGUCAUUUUAAGCUCGUUAGUAUUGAGUGUUUUAAUAAUUCCAAAAGCAUGUACCUAACAGUGUUGGAUUAGUACAAUUGAUCCUAGAUGUCAAACCAUUUCGAACACUAAGUGUAUAGGUCAAAUGUUUUUGUUAUAUAAAAUUCACUUUAAGAAUUUACUGGAAGUCAAAUUUGUUAUUAAUUUUUUAUGAAUGUUAUAUGCUUUUUAUGUUUAUUAUUUCUUGUAAUAACUUGAUGUCGCAAUGAAAGCUUUUAAAUGUGUAAAAUGUAAAAUAAAACCGUUUGAUACGAAUUUAU